AUGUUAUUUGCCACGUGUGAUAUUAUUUUGAUGCUGCAUGCCUCGGAGCGGCUUGUCGAGUACAUCAUCGGAGGGAUCUUGGCGGUUGCUUGCGGGACCUCGUUGGAGUUCUGCGGUCAGGAGACCACACCGAGCCAGUGGAAAAAGCAAUCGCAGGACGGCACGUUACUCUCGACAGUUUUGUGCGCGCUUGGGGCGGCGGACAUGUUCCUCUGCGGCCAGCCGCAUCGGUAUAGACUGGCAUUGCUCGCAUUUGUCGCAGUGUUUGUAGACGCCUCCCACCUCCAGAGAGGCCAGCCUGAACCUGGUUUUCCAGGGGGCCGCGCGAAAGCGUGA
Molecule: messenger RNA, 336 nt
Organism: Prorocentrum cordatum
Lineage: Eukaryota; Dinophyceae; Prorocentrales; Prorocentraceae
Source: the annotation of a GenBank genome assembly